CUUGGAGCGGACCAGAGUGACAGACCGCGUCAGAACAACGUCUGUAUUUGUCGUUGGGACAUCUCUCUCUGUUCCGUGGUACAUUGAGCAACAAUUAACCAGAUUAUCAGCGGUGUCUGUCAGUGCGACAAGUUCAUCAGUUCAGAGCGCACUGACUAGUGACAAACUGCAGUAAGGAGUGGAUGUUGGAAGGAACUUUGAAUAUUUUCUGGAGGAGCCUGUCUGCAUUGAGACUGUAUUGACUGUAGUGAAGCAACCGUCGCGUGAGCCAGAAGCUUGGAGAGAGGACCGUAGCCACGAGGCACCGGGAGACAGACAGCAGACAUGAUGACGGAUAUCUCCGGUGCAGAGUUUGAGAUCGAUGUGGAGAGUCUGGAGACCGAAUGCGACGACCAGGACCAGCCGGACUACAGCUCCUCUCUGCCCUGCGCAGGAGACCACGAGCCGGGGGCCAAGAUAGAUGACAAGCCGGGCACCACCAGCCCCGGGUCCGGUGAACAGCGGAAGCUAAGCCGGACGCCGAAGUGUGCCCGCUGCAGGAACCACGGCGUGGUGUCUUGUCUGAAGGGGCAUAAACGGUUCUGCCGCUGGAGGGACUGCCAGUGUGCCAACUGUCUGCUGGUGGUGGAGAGACAGCGGGUCAUGGCGGCUCAGGUGGCACUGCGGAGACAACAAGCUACAGAGGAUAAAAGGGGAAUUUGUGGGAAGCAGAUUCCAGCGGAGAGAAGAUCUAUCUACCAGAGAAACAUCAGACCAUCAACGAUGCUGGCUAAGAGCAUUCUGGAAGGGUACCGUCCGGUGCAGGGUGACCCGUACCUGGGGGUCAGCCCCCCUCUCCCGCCCCCCCUCAGCGACAGGAUGAGGAAGAGGAGAGCGUUUGCUGACAAAGAGCUGGAGAGGAUCAUGCUGGAGAGAGAGUACAAGGAGAGAGAGAUGCUAGAACCCCCUCAGGCUGCCACAGCCUCUCUGCUCUUCCCCAACAGUCUGGUCCGCCAUGCUGCAGAGUACAAGUCCUACAAGACAGCCCCGGAGGAGCCUCACCACAACAACAAGGACCUCUGUCGCUUCCUGUCGCCCAGCUGUGUGGACCUGAAGUACGCUGCCAGCCCCAGCAACAUGGAGCUCAUCUCCUCCAACGUCUCCGUGGCAACCACCUACCGCCAGUACCCUCUGACCUCUCCGCUGACCUCUCCGCGGGGGUUCAUGGUGUGGCCGCGUGGCCCCUCCCUCCUGUACCAGCAGUGCCUACGCAAUGCCACGGCCGUCCAGAACAUGAAGCCAGGUGCAGUCUGGGAUCCCAGGAUGAUGACCGCUGCCGCAGAGAGCCUCCCGCCCGACCACGAUGCCACGGCAACCACUGCCGUCACUGCCGCCAAACUGGAGGGGUCAAGGGUCGCUGUGGGCCUCCCCGAGGGUUCUGACCCCCAGCAGCAGGACGGCCCCGCCCAGUCCCAGGCCCCUCUCACCCAGGGGGGGCACCGCGAACGAUCAGCCUUCUCUCCCCCGAAGAGAGGCUUCGGACAGGCCUUCCCUCCUUGUACACCUCCCCCCCAGCCUCACCCCCAACAUCACCCUCACCCUCCCAGUCAUGAACAUGUCCUGAACAAGCUGAGCAAGGACAGUGCCAAACACACACUAUCCAUGAAGCUCAACUCCUUCCACUCACUCAUCCAGCAGACAUUGAGUGAGAAGGCUAGGGUCGGGGCUGGAGAAAGAGAGAGGGCCGGGGCCGAGGUAGGAGCUGGGGCUGGGGAGAGAGCUGGGACCGGGGCCGGAGUCGAGCUCCGGGGCCCCUACUGUAAAGAACUGCUGGAGGAAGCAGCCAGAAAGUACCGUGAAGGACCUUCUAAGGACUUCUACAGUUUAAAAGGCUCUGAUAGAUACAGCAAGGAGUUCCUGUCUAAGUCAGCCGGGGCCAAGAUCGUGUCCAGCCAGUCUCUGUCCUUCUCUGUGGAGGCCAUUCUGAAUAGGCCAUCACCGGCUAUGAACAGAGUUUCACAGUAACGUUAUGAACAGAGCUUCACAAUAACAUUAUGAACAGAGCUUCACAAUAACAUUAUGAACAGAGCUUCACAGUAAUUACCAGGAACGGACUGGGACCAAAAAUCAACCCCGUAUUUUUCUAUAUAUUAUAUUUGAUAUGAGCAUGUUGUAAAUCUCUUUAUGGUGUAGAGUAUUUAAAUGUAUCACUAAU
This is a messenger RNA of Coregonus clupeaformis (lake whitefish), 2194 nucleotides long. Its product is annotated as doublesex- and mab-3-related transcription factor 2. Gene Ontology annotation, molecular function: DNA-binding transcription factor activity, RNA polymerase II-specific; RNA polymerase II cis-regulatory region sequence-specific DNA binding. Bases 325 to 2004 code for a protein of 559 amino acids. Gene Ontology annotation, cellular component: nucleus. NCBI's taxonomy places the organism in Eukaryota, Metazoa, Chordata, Actinopteri, Salmoniformes, Salmonidae. The record is from RefSeq and is a predicted model, not a curated record. Gene Ontology annotation, biological process: sex differentiation; regulation of transcription by RNA polymerase II. The transcript is spliced from 4 exons.